Molecule: messenger RNA, 1041 nt
Organism: Kwoniella shivajii
Lineage: Eukaryota; Fungi; Basidiomycota; Tremellomycetes; Tremellales; Cryptococcaceae
Exons: 4
Coding region: 1-1041 (346 amino acids)
Source: RefSeq, a predicted model, not a curated record
AUGGAUAAUGCUACCACCCAGGAUGGUAGAGACACUCAGUUGACUUCCCCCGAGAGUGAAGCACACACGAAGCUCUCGUUUAAGAAACGAUUCAGGGACAUCAUCAAUUUGGAAAGAGAUGGCGGGUCCAAGGCCUAUCGUAGCACAGUCAAAGAAUCGCUGAAAGAAAUCGCUACCAAAUUCAAGGAACUGGGACUAAACCCAGACACAUCGGCAGAGUAUAUUGCUCUUAGAGGAGAAUGUCGUUCAACUUCUAAUUCUACCGAUGACCACGGCGUGGACAAGGUCGAAUCAACCAAGGAUCGAAUCGGGUCUCUCAAUGCAAGAUUAGAUAGUUGUCGUUCCAAUACCAUAGGAAUCGACGGGCAUGGUCCUACAGGGAUGAGUGAAGCCGAAUGGAAUAAAGCGACACUCAGUUGCGAUACCAGACUUCACGAUACCAUCGCGGGAUUGGAAGAGUUGACGGACGAUGGUCUAUUUCUCUCUGAUCAGAUGAGAAAUGAUGGGGAAGAAAUGGAGACAGCUUACUGGGACAUCGGCAUGACCAAACCAGGUGCAAUUGGUUCAAUCAAGAGAAUAAAUGACUUUCAUUUGAGAGCUAGUAACUUUGAAAGAAAACAUGACUUACCCCGUACUUUCUCUACAUAUCUUGGCGACAGUGUUUCACCAUUAUCUGUUGGCGAAAUCAGUCAUCUGAACGCCACAACGCGUUUAUCACCGUACUAUUCUCGUCAAGAUAUGUUGCGACUCACGAAACAUUGCUGUCAACAAUAUACCAACAUUGAAAAGCACCUUGAAUCCCAGAAAGUCGAUCUUACCAAUUCCCAGGAACUCAGCGAUUUGUACAAAGCCAAGUAUGAUGUCAGUUUUAGAUCUCGAUCGAACAUGAGCGGAUUUCAUGAUUAUCUCGUCAAGUUCGACAAGAACUUAGUGGGAACCUCGACCAAAUAUGGCGUGCCUCUCACAGAAGCCGAGGACGGAUCUCAUCAUGUCACACCACUCGCCGGAUUACCCCUUGACCUGCAAUGGUUGAUGUAUUAA